AUGGUCAAAGCUGCUGAUGCCGAGGCGGUCAGGGUCUCGACUGCCAAGACUCUGGAGAAUGCUGCGUCAUCGAGGAUCAAUUGUCGUCGACAAGGAAACGCCUCCUUCAACUCUGCUCCUCGACCAAAGGAGGAGAAGUCGACCAUGGCACCAAAAUCGAGGAAGGAAGCAGAAACAGAGGUCAGAGGCUGGGGCUUCAACCAUGUCUUUACCUGGAGCGACGGACCCUAUCCCGACGAUCCGAAACCAAAGAAAGAGCAGUGCAACGUUGGUGAUAGAUUCGAUGUCGACGCCAACAAGCGCCAUGAAGUAUGGAUCGGUCCCGAGGGCUGUACCUACGUGAUUGGAGAGUGA
Molecule: messenger RNA, 354 nt
Organism: Aureobasidium uvarum
Lineage: Eukaryota; Fungi; Ascomycota; Dothideomycetes; Dothideales; Saccotheciaceae
Source: the annotation of a GenBank genome assembly